Galendromus occidentalis (western predatory mite) is the source of this 1439-nucleotide messenger RNA. RefSeq lists its product as uncharacterized. The transcript is spliced from 4 exons. Bases 151 to 675 code for a protein of 174 amino acids. The record is from RefSeq and is a predicted model, not a curated record. NCBI's taxonomy places the organism in Eukaryota, Metazoa, Arthropoda, Arachnida, Mesostigmata, Phytoseiidae. Gene Ontology annotation, cellular component: cytoplasm.
GCUGCUGACUGCUGACUGACUGACUCAAGUUGUUGGUAGUCGCAUAUUUGUUGGGUUCUGUGUAGAGAACGAUCGAAAACACAGCGGUUCUUGGUCUACGUCAGCCCGGCGAUAAAAUUCCUCUUCCACAUCUCUUACUGAGAAGGCAACAUGUCGGGCGCUGCAGAACAUCCAGCUGAAUUGAAUUCGCCAACUGCGACUGAAUCCUCGGGUGCAGCUAAUGCCCUGGAGCAAGAAGAGCUCCGGGCUCAGCUGGCCGAGCUUGAGAGAGAGAUGGAGACCCUCAGAGCUGUGCUGCUGUCGAAGCAGGAGAAAGCUCAGGAGAUCCGCAGAAAACUCGGAAUCAGUCCACUUAGCGAGCUCAAAAGCGAUAUUGAGCAGUCCUUCAAGAAUAUUCAAGACACACAGGCCUAUCAAAAGACCACAGACGUUGUGAAGGUCGCCAGCGAGAAAACCACUCAGCUGUUCGGAAGUAUCGGCCGCAAGAUCGGAGAAAUGAAGAAUUCGCCAACCUACCGUUCGAUCGAAGAGCGCAUGGGCUCUGCCUACACCAAUGUUCGAUCGAGCAUCUCGUCGCGUAGCAACAGUCUGUACAGCUUCAAUGGGGAUGGGUCCGCUGCCCCAACUCCCGCACAGGAAGAAAAGCCCAUCGUGGCUGAGGAACCUCUCAAGUAGAGGAAUCAAAGAUGGCCGGUCCGACCUGCAGAUUAUUUUCUGUCACAAGGGGCACUCGCGAACUAUGUAGUUUUAGAAGGAAUCGGCCUAUGAUCUAGCGGGCUGAAGAAGAUCCGCCUUUGUCGUCUUCGGCGACGGCGUUACGGCUGUAGUAAGCGGAUAACGCUCGGCAGUAGACGCUAACGAUACACAAUCACGAUGCGACGAACGAGAGUAUCUUUAUUACGAAUAGAGAACGAGAGAGAGAAAAAAUGAACCCGAGUCUUUUGUCAACCUUGGAUCCAAGUUAGAACUGCUUCUCGAAUCCUUCCAAGUAUAUUCCCUCUCGAGAUCUCGUUGUGGCUCCCGGUACCUUGCCGUAGCUGGCGAGACCGUCUAUUUCCCAUACUGAUGAUUACUUCCAGAGUUUAUCUGUCUCUUCGUCCGCCAAUCGUUGAAGUUGCGAGACAGUCCCAGCUCGGAUACGUGGAGUUCCAAACGAGUUCGGGGACCUCUCGUAUAGGAGGCAAGUCAUGAGUUGCGGAGCGGAUUAAAAAAAUGAACUUCACUGAAUGCAAUCGUUUCUCUCAUGGUUGUCCAGACACGGCGUCGGUCUCUUAAGAAGACAAGAGCGCUAUAUGCGACUCAAGAGUGAAUCUAUUUUACCGAUCUUGAAAGAUAUUUAUGGAACGAGGACAAUUACUGUCACUUCUGUCAUUAUUACGCUAAAUGGAGGCGAGAGUGUCUCUCUGAGGGUUUGAAAUAAAUCCUGUGAACCGCCCUCA